AUGUGCCCUCCAAUAUUGAGCGAUUUUGGGACAAGUGAGGGUUGGUUGGUUGACACUGGUUUGGGGAUUCUUUGGCUGGGAUUGAAGAUGACGGUUUCGGGGUUCGUGGGAGAUGUCCGAAACGCGGCGGCAACGACAGUCUCACUGAAGGUUGGUAGAUCUGGAGCGAAUAGCAUUGCGAUGGUGAUGGAGGUAGCAAGACGUGCUACGGCUGUUUUUGUGAUGGCUCUGCCGGUCUGCGAAGGGGACAAGAGUGUACCAUGGCCAAAUCUUUUGAGGUUACUGAGUUACCAGAUUUGGAAUCUUGGCUCACCUGACCCUAAUUUUACAUUGGAUGCGCAUCAGAAAGGAGUAAAUUGUGUUGAUUAUUUUACAGGUGGUGACAAACCAUAUCUAAUCACUGGUUCUGAUGAUCACACUGCCAAGGUAUGGGAUUAUCAGACCAAAGGUUGUGUCCAGACCCUAGAUGGUCACACACACAAUGUAUCUGCUGUAUGCUUCCAUCCUGAACUUCCUAUAAUCAUUACUGGUUCUGAAGAUGGUACAGUACGCAUAUGGCACUCCACAACUUAUAGGCUGGAAAACACAUUAAACUAUGGCCUUGAAAGAGUCUGGGCUAUUGGAUACUUGAAGGGUUCACGUCGAGUUGUGAUUGGCUAUGAUGAAGGAACAAUUAUGGUCAAACUUGGUCGAGAGGUACCUGUGGCUAGCAUGGACAACAGCGGAAAAAUUAUUUGGGCUAAGCAUAAUGAAAUUCAGACUGUCAAUAUAAAAGGUGUAGGAGCAGAUGUUGAGAUUGCUGACGGAGAAAGGUUACCUUUAGCUGUUAAGGAGUUGGGCACAUGUGAUCUCUAUCCCCAAAAAGUAGCAUUUGUACAUGAUUUAGCAAAUUAG
Vigna angularis (adzuki bean) is the source of this 894-nucleotide messenger RNA. Its product is annotated as coatomer subunit beta'-2-like. Gene Ontology annotation, biological process: intracellular protein transport; retrograde vesicle-mediated transport, Golgi to endoplasmic reticulum; endoplasmic reticulum to Golgi vesicle-mediated transport. Lineage: Eukaryota; Viridiplantae; Streptophyta; Magnoliopsida; Fabales; Fabaceae. The coding region runs from base 1 to 894 and encodes 297 amino acids. The record is from RefSeq and is a predicted model, not a curated record. Gene Ontology annotation, cellular component: COPI vesicle coat. Gene Ontology annotation, molecular function: protein binding. The transcript has 9 exons.